AGCUCGCCAGACGUCGCUUCCUCUCAUCGAGCUACAAAAAAUGAAUGAGCGCUGCGUCAAGCGCGCAGUUUUAGAUCAGAACUCGAAAGAGAAAGGUUUCGAAUUUUUACAGAUCAGCUCAGAAGAAUUUCAAUCAUGUCUUUGGAUGAAAAAUUUAACUCUGCCGCCGCCUCCGUCAAGGAUAUGAAAAAUCGUCCUAGCGACUCCGAACUCCUCGAGUUGUAUGCUUUGUACAAGCAGGCCACCAUCGGAGACUGCAACAUUGACCAACCAGGUGCACUGGACCUGAAAGCCAAAGCAAAGUGGGAAGCAUGGAAUGGAAAGAAAGGUAUGUCUCAAGAUGCAGCUAAAGAAGCUUAUGUGUCCUGUGCUAACACCCUCACCACUAAGUACUGAGCUUACAUCUGCAGAUCUUCAUUUCCUGUCUCAGAGACAAGAACAGAUAAAAAAGAUAUCCUUAAAAAGAUACGAUUCGAAGCAAAAAAAAAAAAAAAUAUUAUAAUUUAUUGUAUAAUCCGAUAACCGGAAAAUAUAUAAUUGUUUACUCAUGCGUAUAUAAAAAAAAGUACUUAACUGUAAAAAGUAAAGCAAUGAACAAGAAUAAUUGCUAUUUUAUGUUUAAUUUUAAAGAAUUUUAAAUAAAUUUUAAAAGAAUUAGUAUUCAUUGACUAACAUUUUAUCUGCAUUUCGUUAAAAUUAUCUUUUUAAAUCAGUAUUAUUUUGCCAUGUGAAAAAUUGGCUUUGUCUGUCUAGUCUCUUCUCAUUUCUCUUGAUUUCACUUCUUAUCACAUAAAAAAUAAAAUGCUGUUUUUUCAUACAUAACUGUUCCUAAGAUGCAUCUAUAUGAAU
Messenger RNA from Argiope bruennichi, 849 nucleotides. Its product is annotated as putative acyl-CoA-binding protein. The transcript is spliced from 4 exons. The record is from RefSeq and is a predicted model, not a curated record. Gene Ontology annotation, biological process: fatty acid metabolic process. Lineage: Eukaryota; Metazoa; Arthropoda; Arachnida; Araneae; Araneidae. Bases 136 to 396 code for a protein of 86 amino acids. Gene Ontology annotation, molecular function: fatty-acyl-CoA binding.